Pelobates fuscus (common spadefoot toad) is the source of this 4650-nucleotide messenger RNA. It is a transcript of the gene BCAN, whose product is annotated as brevican. The record is from RefSeq and is a predicted model, not a curated record. The transcript is spliced from 14 exons. The coding region runs from base 275 to 3775 and encodes 1166 amino acids. Gene Ontology annotation, molecular function: calcium ion binding; hyaluronic acid binding. NCBI's taxonomy places the organism in Eukaryota, Metazoa, Chordata, Amphibia, Anura, Pelobatidae. Gene Ontology annotation, cellular component: synapse; perineuronal net. Gene Ontology annotation, biological process: central nervous system development; skeletal system development; positive regulation of neuroblast proliferation.
UAUAGAUAUGUUGGCUCAUGUUUGCUCCUUGGAUGCCUGAGCUGUGUAUAAGGAAGGAUUUCCCACUGGGGGGAGAAAGGAUAGCAAGGCAUGAAGGCAGUGCAGCUCUGCGCUCUGUAAUUCAAGCCUUUCCUUCUACUGGGAUACUGCAAUUCACCUCUGCAUUGCCCUGCUGCAAAAUCAACUACUCUGCAGCGAGAGAUCCCAAACUUCUUACUUCUCCCCAUCCUGAUCCUGGAGCAACUACGGCUUUAUACAGCCAGCCAAGAGACCAAUGAACAUGAAGCUGGGCCUGCAGUUAUUACUCUUUGACCUCUUGGUUCAUACAGCAUGUGGUUUUAUCUUCGGCACAGAAAGAAAUUUAGAAGAUCAUAAAACCUUGAAAGUGAAGAUAAGAAAUUCCACCACUUCUGCUGUGUUGGCUGGUACUCUCAACUUACCGUGCCACAUCACCUAUAAGACUCCACUAGAAUCAACCAAUGUUGGUCGCCAGGCUGUCUUGGCCUCCCCUCGAGUGAAAUGGAGCUUCAUCUCUAAUGGAAAGGAAGUAGAGAUCUUGGUGGCUCGGGGACACAAAGUAAAAAUCAGUGAGGGGUACAGAUUUCGUGCCAGUCUGUCGCACUAUUCCAAGUCAGCAGAUGACCUUACUCUGGUCUUGAAUGAGCUGAGGACCAAUGACUCUGGAAUUUAUCGAUGCCAUGUGCAGUACGGCAUUGAAGAUGACCACGACAAGGUAGAGGUGAAAGUUAAAGGGGUCGUGUUCCUGUAUCGGGAGGGUGUCAACCGCUAUGCAUACAAUUUCUUUAAGGCACAGGAAGCCUGUGCCAAGAUUAAGGCCCACAUAGCCACGGCAGAUCAGCUCCUGGCCGCCUAUUACAGCGGAUACGAGCAGUGUGAUGCUGGCUGGAUCGCUGACCAAACUGUCAGGUACCCAAUUCAAAAACCAAGAGAGGGCUGCUUUGGUGACAUGGAUGGUUACCCUGGAGUGAGGAAUUAUGGCAUCCUGGACCCAGAUGACCUGUAUGAUGUUUACUGUUAUGUGGAAGAACUCAAUGGAGAGGUGUUUUUAGGUUCUACACUCAACAAAUUUACCCUAGAGGAGGCCAAAGAUUACUGCAGGACGCUGGGUGCACAAAUAGCAACAACAGGACAGCUGUACUCCGCGUGGAGUGAGGGAGUGGACUUCUGCAGCCCCGGGUGGCUUUCUGAUGGCAGUGUGCGUUACCCCAUUGUGACACCACGAGAAAGAUGUGGGGGGAACUUACCUGGGGUAAAAACAAUCUUUCAGUUCCGCAAUCAAACUGGUUUUCCAGACUCCAGUUCCAAAUAUGACGUAUACUGCUUCAAAGGUCGCCAUGCUCCGGUUGAAGGUGUAAGAGAUGUGAUUACUUUUACUGACAGCUUUGAGGAGCUGAAGAUCUUGUCCGUCAAGGCUGAAAAUGAAGCUCAGGGCUCUGUGGAUUCUCUGCCAUAUAAAAAGUUUCCACUGGAUGGAGAAACGGAUGUGUUAACUGUAUCAAUUUCGAUAGAACAAGAGCUAUCUCUUCACCCAACAGUGCCAACUGUAGAAAGUACUAUUGGCCACAGGAAUCUAUCACUUGUCUUUGCUACCACUCCAUCCUACGAAGAACAUUCUGUAGCUUCCCAAAGUUCUAUAGAAGAAUCGGUGAUAGUCAAAAAUACCACUGAGCUACUUCUAGAAAUUUCUCUAGAACAUGAACUUGGGUCUUUCCCAGUUCCAGAAAACAAAUCUGUUUCUUCACUAAAUGAAAUGACUGGAAGGACUUUGGAGGAAAAUGUUGAAUUUCCAACACCAUUACCAUCAGGUGACUCCACCUUAGAUUUAGGUUUUGUGAAUUUAGAAGUAGAAAAUGAUUAUCCUGAUGACAACAUAUCUGCCCUGAUAGAGGAAAUGGGCUUUGCUGAGUCUCAGUCAGCAAGUCCUUUCCCAGGUGGCCAGGUUUCCGAAGAAGUGAACUCUACACAGUCCUCAGAGAAAAUCAACGUAGAUGACCACAAAAUAUUUAGCACGGGGAAUGAACACAUAAUUUCAACAUUCAAUGAAAGUGAACUUACAAGUACUUCUGUAAAUACCACGAUUGUCCCUACAAUUGGCACUGUUUUAGAAGGUCAUGUAGAUGAUAGGGAAACAGAUGAGCAGGUACAUUCCAGUGGGCAAAUUUAUAAUAUCAAUUUAUACACGUUUCCUUACAAUAGUUCAGAAAUUAUUUCAACAAAUAACACUACUCCUGGAGCUAAUGAUGUUGAAGGAUCUGGGCAAGAAGACCAGAGUAUCUUGGAAAAAGAAUUGAAGAGUCCCAAGCCAACAGAAGGUCCAGCUGAUGACUCAGUUUCUGGUGAUGUAUCAGGAUUGACAAGUGCCAAUUUCCACACCUUGGGUGGUUCUUCCAAUCCCUUUACAGAGGAACAAAUGUCAGAAGUGCAUUUAAUGUCUACAACAACGGUGCUUUUAUCAGCUAUUCUCAAAAGCCAUAAUAGUAUAAAAUCCACUUUGGAAGAAGGGAGUGGGGACAUUUCUGAAUCCAUUUUGGUUAGGUCAACUGGAGAAACAUUUAGUGAAAUUAAUACUAUCCAAGACACCCAUGCAACCACACGGCAACCUCCAAUAGAUCCAACAAGCUCUGCAGAGAUGACACAACCUUCAAAUAUAUUUGUGCGUUCUACUGCAUUUAAUAACUUAAAUCAAUAUGUUAAUCGAGAAACGGCAACUGUACAAGUCUCCCAUCUCUUGAGUCCAGAUUUGUCUUCUGCUGUACAAACAGUUGAAGACUCGGGAGUAGAACAACCGUACACAAAUGGAAAAUAUGUCUUUACAACAGCAGUGAUGGGCAUAUUAGAGGAUGUUGGAGAUCCAAAAAUACCUGAAGCUAUUUCUAGGUCUUCAUUCCACAGCCCACCAUUCAGUUACACACCCUCUCCACUGCCCGUCAGCAAUCCAGAUGCUUCUACAAGUCAUCACCUUGAGAACUCUUCCCAACCAAAUGAAUCAUUGAAUACAACUAAUCCUCUACCCGCUGUGCCAACAGAAAGAGCCAUUUAUGGAGCUUCAGUUAAUCUGUCAGAUGUCUGCUUUCCAAAUCCAUGUGAAAAUGGAGGGACCUGCAUUGACGGAGAAGAUGAUGACUUCACCUGCCUGUGUUUGCCAGGUUAUAAUGGAAAAAUCUGUGACAUAAAUAAAGAGAAAUGUUUAGACGACUGGGACACAUUCCAGGGAUUUUGCUAUAAACACUUCCAUGCCAGAAGAAGCUGGGAAGAGGCUGAGACUCACUGCAGGGACUAUGGGGGUCACCUGGUCAGCCUCAUGACCCCAGAGGAACAAGACUUUAUUAACAACCAGUACAGAGAAUACCAAUGGAUGGGUCUGAACGACCGGACAAUCGAAGGUGAUUUUCAGUGGUCCGACGGAAACCCUUUGCUCUAUGAAAACUGGAACCACCAACAGCCUGACAGCUACUUCCUCUCCGGUGAGAACUGCGUGGUCAUGGUGUGGCAUGACAGUGGGCACUGGAGCGACGUACCCUGCAACUACCACCUCCCAUACACCUGCAAAAUGGGGCUCGUAUCAUGUGGUCCCCCUCCAGAAGUGGGCAAUGCCUCAACCUAUGGAAGGCCAAAAACGCGGUACCAGAUCGGCUCCAUCGUGGGAUACGGUUGUGAAGAUGGUUUUCUACAGCGUGAUUCGCCCAUCAUUAAAUGCAAACCGGAUGGCUCGUGGGAAACACCACAAAUAAACUGUAUUCCUGCACUUCAAUGAAGUGAACAUUUGAGAUCCCGUCUCCUUCAAAACCCUUCACGCAGAGACUAAAUGCAAGAGCUUUGGGAUUUAUUCCUUGAACCCUUUGGCUACAGAUGAACCAGAGAAGAACGAAAAAAGGGUGACCAACAUGACCACUAGAAGAUGCCAUUUCAUUACGGAUGGGUCCACCCCUCGUACAGGCUGAUGUAUUGCACUACAACCUGAGCACCAAAGCACUCUUAAAAAAAAAAACUAUUAAAACAUCCCAGUAAAGUGUGAGAGGAGUUUAGGGUCCCUUUGAGUCAACAUCAAACAUUUUUAGAGGAAGUAUUAACGUAGGACUGAAGAUAUUCAUUUGUAGAAAGCCAUUGAUGAGCCCAUAAAAAUGCCAACUCCAAUUAUAGACCACCUAUGUUCAAAUAGAGACUCUAAGGCUUAACGUUUUUGUAGGCCCUUGGUAACUUGACCGUUCUUGAUCCAAUAUGGCCUCUGCUAAUUCCCCUGAUUUAAUCUUCUCUAAAGCUUAUCACUAGAUGUAUUCUAUUAAUAGGUCUGUCCACUCAAUCGAUGUAUUCUGAAGGUGAAUUAGAUUUUUGGUUUUCAUUCCUUCAGCAACACUUUUUUAUAUUCAUACUAAUGUAACCUUUUAAGCAAGAGAUCUGUAUAGUAAUUAUGUUUAUGCUGGUACCAUGUUCGUCAAGAGUCUCCUUUUGGUUCUUCAGGUUAUGUACAAAGGGUAAGGUUUAAAAGGCCCUAAAGCAAACUUAAUGUUAAACAGCGCCACCUGCCAGUUUUCAUUGGGUACUUCAUCUGUAUUUUAUAUAUUGUUUCUACUGUAAUAUGUUGUUUAACAGGCACAUAAUAAUAUUAAUUGGUAAUGUUAAUAAAGGAUC